GUGUACUUUAAAAGGAAAUGAACCUAAGGGUUCAUUAGUGAGUAGUGAUGUAGGUGAAAGCGAAAUACAUCAAGAGGAUAAUAUGAAAGAUGAUGCCAAUAUAAUAUUAUGUAUAAUAUACAAAGUCGGUAAGCUUGGUGCAGCAUAUUACAAUUUUAAGGACAAACAAUUGUAUGUGUAUGAAGAGCUUCUUGAACAAGGUCCUCAAUAUUUGACUAUAGACGGAUUAAUGCGCGAAAUAAAACCAAAAUUUAUAGUAACGGUUGGAGGUAGAUCCGAGGAAUUCGUUAAAGCUAUCAUAGAUAUAAUAAAUUACGGAUGUAGUUUCCAGAAUACUACUACAUCUGAUAGCGUUAAGUCAAUACCGGAAAAUCUGUUUUUAGUUUCAUUACAAGAAUACACUUACGAAAUUUGUAAAGCCAUAAUUUCUCAACUCAAUCUAGCCGCUAUUAAAGACGAAUUAGCCGAAACGAAGAGAGAAUUGUAUAUAAAUUCUUUAAUAAAUUUCGAUAAUAAAUUACCAUUGCAAGCUAUUGGUACUUUGGUAAAGUUUUUGGAGAAAAAUUGGUCAUUUUUUGGAAUUCUAGAUAAAAACGACUUGAUCUAUAUUCACAUAAAUCAAGUUUGCAGGAAAGACAGAGUAUUAAUAGAUAAUUCAACAUUUAAAGCUUUGCAAAUAUUUUCGAAACGUGGACAUGAAGCUGGAUUUAAAAGAGGUCUAAAUUCUAGUGAUAGGGAAGGAUUGAGCGUUUUCAAAUUAUUUUCUCUAAACUGCAAAUCGAAAAUUGGAUUAAUGACUCUGAAGAACAUACUUUUGAAUCCUAUAAAUAAUAUCGAUAUCCUUAAUCAGAGAUUAGAUUUUAUUUAUUUUGUGCUACAACCCAGCAAUAGAGAAUUCAUUGAAAGCUUAAGAGAACAUUUACAAGGAAUUGUUGGCGACACUAACGUUAUUUUAACAAGAAUUGAAAAUUCUCAAGCAAAAGUUCGAGAUUGGAAAGUUCUAUAUGAAACUAUUUACCAUACUAAUUGUAUAAGAGAACUCAGUUCUCCGUACAGGGAAAAAUGUUCACUAUUUUUGGAAUUAGAUGAAAUCAUAUCACCGAACUUGAUGAGUUUGGAAGAAUCAAUAAGAAACGGUAUAGAUUUUAAAGCUAGCAAACAACGCGGGAAACCUUUGAUUAGAUAUGGAUUGGACGAGACACUAGACGCAAAAAUGUUGAGACGACAAGAUAUCAUUAACGACGUAAUGGCAGCUGCACGCUUUGCAGCAGAAAAUUUACCAGAUUUUUUGGACGAAUGUUCGGUGGUUUAUUUACCGGAAAUGGGACAUUUACUCGCUGUUAAAGAGUGGGAAAAAGAUUGUAAUCCCGAAGAUUUGCAAUAUUUAGAUUUCCGUUUUAUGUUUAAAAUAGGUGGGAAAAUCCUUUACAAGAAUCCUAUGUGUGUAGAAUUGGAUAAUCGCCUCGGUGAUAUUGUUUCUGAAAUUAUCGAUCAUGAAAACCGUAUAAUUCGAAGAUUAUCUGGUUUUAUUUUGAAAUAUAAUAGAGAUAUAACUGAACCAUUAAAAAAAAUUGGAAUGAUUGAUAGUUUGAUUGCUAUGGCAUUAACAGCGUCGAGCAAAAUGUAUACAAGACCAUUUUUGAAUAAACAAAAUUAUUAUGUAUUAGAAGAAUGUAGACAUCCUCUAAUGGAACACCUCAUCGAGCAAUUUCAAUCCAACCAUUUCUUUUCCGGUGGUCAAUUUAGCAGAAUGAAAAUAAUUACAGGUCCCAACGGAAGCGGAAAGAGCGUUUAUUUGAAGCAGGUUUCGUUAACAAUAUAUUUAGCUCAUGUGGGAUCAUAUGUACCUUGUACAAAAGCAGAUAUAAGUAUGUUGGAUUCAAUGCAUUCUAGAUUGUGCUCCACCGAAUCUGCAACUGUCAGAUUAUCAUCUUUUAUGAUAAAUGCAUCACAGAUGGCUCACGCUCUGACCGCUUCUUCUUCGUCUUCACUUAUACUAAUGGAUGAAUUUGGAAAAGGAGUUUCAAAUAGUUUUGCUAUAGAAGUUGCAGAGGCAAUUGGGAUAGAUGCACAAAUUAUCAAAAGAGCAAAAGAAUAUUAUCGUUGUUUGACUAAUAACGAACCAUUUACACCAUUAAAUAAGCUUCUUAAAAGGAACAACUUUGAUCCGACCAAUUUAGAUGUUCUAAACAUACCGAGUUUAGAUGAAGAAAGUCUUUAUUAAAAAACAUUCAAUUAUUUAAUAAAGAUCAUUUUUUUAGUUAAGAUUUUGAUUAAUAUAAACAUGAUACUUUGAUUUAACAAAUUACAGCAAUAAUUGUAUUAUUUUUGAAAUCAUUAAAUAAAUAUACAUUUUUUUACAAUACUAAAUUUUAUAUUUUGAUUUUAUGUAAAAUUUUUAUUUAGUUGAAAUUUUG
Diorhabda sublineata is the source of this 2417-nucleotide messenger RNA. RefSeq names its product mutS protein homolog 5-like. The coding region runs from base 83 to 2224 and encodes 713 amino acids. Gene Ontology annotation, biological process: chiasma assembly; mismatch repair. The transcript is spliced from 13 exons. Gene Ontology annotation, molecular function: mismatched DNA binding; ATP binding; ATP-dependent DNA damage sensor activity. The record is from RefSeq and is a predicted model, not a curated record. Gene Ontology annotation, cellular component: nucleus. NCBI's taxonomy places the organism in Eukaryota, Metazoa, Arthropoda, Insecta, Coleoptera, Chrysomelidae.